GGAAGAUAUAUUGGUUCAGUAUUUCACAAAUACGAGACUUUGGCCCUUAAUAGUGUUCUAAAUUGGUAUUUUGGGUCUUCUGUAUUUUACGCUAUGACUCUUUUUACAACAAUAGGUUAUGGAACAAUUGCUUGUCAAACUGCUCUCGGAAAAUUUGCUUCUAUCGUUUAUGCUCUGUUUGGCAUUCCCAUGAUGUUAAUGGUACUUGGGGAUGUUGGGCAAUUAAUACUUGGAUUUCUUUUGUAUUGCCGUAAAAGUGUUAGAGAAUAUUAUCGUCGUUGGUUACUGCGCGCCUAUGUUUCUGAUAUUAUUAUUGAAGAAGAUAUUGAAUCAAAAAUUGUCGAAAAAAGUAAAUUAGAAGAGGGGGAAGGGGAGGAGGAAGAAGAAGAAUUGUCUCUUUCAUUAUUAUUACCCAUUGUUGCAAUUUAUAUUUUAUUUGUUUCAACUAUAGUAUCUCUUCUAGAUUGGAGUAAAGAUGGAAAGUUGUUAAUUGGAGGUUUAGGUUUUGGAGAUGCUUUUUAUUUUUCCUUCCUUUCUCUAGCUACCAUAGGCUUGGGCGAUGUUAUGCCUUAUAAUUUGCAAUAUACUCCCUUAUUGGCCUUUUUAUUUCUUGCAGGACUUGCUCUAUUAAGUCUAGUUAACUCUACUAUUUACGUUCGCCUUCAAAACCGUUUUCUUGCAAUAAUGGAUUGUUUGGAAGAUUUUCUCGAAAAAGUUCAAUAUAACAACCAAAAAUCGUUGGAAGGAUAUUUUACAUUUAUAUCACUCGCUCCGAGUAUUAAGGCAAAUUUUUAA
Molecule: messenger RNA, 795 nt
Organism: Meloidogyne enterolobii
Lineage: Eukaryota; Metazoa; Nematoda; Chromadorea; Rhabditida; Meloidogynidae
Source: the annotation of a GenBank genome assembly